This is a messenger RNA of Acanthamoeba castellanii str. Neff, 1491 nucleotides long. RefSeq names its product H(+)-transporting atpase family protein. The transcript has 7 exons. The record is from RefSeq and is a predicted model, not a curated record. Gene Ontology annotation, biological process: proton transmembrane transport; ATP metabolic process. Gene Ontology annotation, molecular function: proton-transporting ATPase activity, rotational mechanism; ATP binding. NCBI's taxonomy places the organism in Eukaryota, Discosea, Longamoebia, Acanthamoebidae. Gene Ontology annotation, cellular component: proton-transporting V-type ATPase, V1 domain. The coding region runs from base 1 to 1491 and encodes 496 amino acids.
AUGGCGCACCACGGACAGCAGCAGCACAAGGGCAAGGAGAAGGAGUCCUUCAAGCUCAACGUCGAUGCCGCCUCGCGCGAUUACCACGUUAAUCCGCGUCUCGACUACAGGACAGUGUCCGGUGUGAACGGCCCGCUCGUCAUUCUCGACAAUGUCAAGCUGCCCAAGUACGCCGAGAUUGUCAACUUGACGCUGGGCGACGGCUCCAAGAGGCGCGGCCAGGUGCUCGAGGUGGCGGGCAAGACGGCCGUCGUCCAGGUGUUCGAGGGCACGUCGGGCAUCGACGCCCAGCACACGCGCGUCGAAUUCACCGGCGACAUUCUCCGGUUGGCCGUGUCCGAGGACAUGCUCGGUCGUGUCUUCAACGGCUCUGGCAAGCCCAUCGACAAGGGUCCCAAUGUGCUCGCCGAGGACUACCUCGACAUCCAGGGUCAGCCCAUCAACCCGUGCAUGCGAACCUACCCGCAGGAGAUGUUCCAGACCGGUAUCUCGGCCAUCGACACCAUGAACAGUAUCGCCCGUGGUCAGAAGAUCCCCAUCUUCUCCGCCGCCGGUCUGCCCCACAACGAAAUCGCCGCGCAGAUCUGUCGCCAGGCCGGUCUGGUGAAGAAGAUCGGCGCCGACGUGCGGGACGCCGAGGAGGAGAACUUUGCCAUCGUGUUCGCGGCCAUGGGCGUGAACAUGGAGACGGCGCGCUUCUUCAAGAACGACUUCGAGGAGAACGGCUCGAUGGAGAAGGUGACCCUCUUCCUCAACCUGGCCAACGACCCGACCAUCGAGCGCAUCAUCACCCCGCGUCUCGCGCUCACCACCGCGGAAUUCCUCGCCUACUCGUGCGGCAUGCACGUGUCGGCCGCCCGCGAGGAGGUGCCCGGCCGUCGCGGCUACCCGGGUUACAUGUACACCGAUCUGUCGACCAUCUACGAGCGCGCCGGGCGCGUGGAGGGCCGCAAGGGCUCCAUCACGCAGAUCCCGAUUCUGACGAUGCCCAACGACGACAUCACGCACCCGAUCCCCGACCUGACGGGCUACAUCACGGAGGGCCAGAUCUACGUCGAUCGUCAGCUGCACAACCGCCAGAUCUACCCGCCCAUCAACGUGCUGCCGUCGCUGUCGCGUUUGAUGAAGAACGCCAUCGGCGAGGGCAUGACCAGGCGCGACCACUCGUUCGUGUCGAACCAGAUGUACGCCAACUACGCCAUCGGCAAGGACGUGCAGGCCAUGAAGGCCGUCGUGGGUGAGGAGGCCCUCACCUCGGAGGACCAGCUCUACCUCGAGUUCCUCGACAAGUUCGAGCACAAGUUCCUGGCCCAGGGCAACUACGAGUCGCGCGACGUCUACCAGUCGCUCGACAUCGCCUGGAGCUCCUGCGCCGCAUCCCCGAGAAGACCCUCGCUGAGUUCUACAACCGCGACAGGAGCCAGCAAGUGGCGUGAGUGCGACACCUGGGGGAAGCUGCAAGGUUCGAAAGAAGAAAAAGAAAGCGAAUAA